CUGCAGACGCCGCGCUUCUCGUGCUCCUCAACACCCACCCACCUCUGAGGGUUAUGGGUUGUGUAUGCAAGCAGCAGCUAGCAACAAAAAUGAUGCGCCCGUAACAUCAACGAAGAGACAAGCUAGACGGCUAACGCUGUGUUUUCUCGGUGUAGGUUGAAGUCUCUUAACCGGCGAAUGAAUGGCAAUGACGGCAGCGAGAGCGGUGGCAGCGGGGGGCCCGGCGUCUUUGUCCCGGUUCAGGGGAGCGCUGGUCGCGGCUGUGCUGGGCGACUGUGUCGGCGGAGAGUUUGAAGGAGCAGAGGAGGUUCCCAUGGAGAGUGUGCUGCAGCACCUGGGCGGCCUGGACGACGAGACUAAAGGAAACGCCAUUCUUGAGUACAGUGAUGACACAGCGAUGGCACGUUGUGUGGUCCAUUCUCUACUCACCCGUGCUGGCUUUGAUGAGCGGGACAUGGCUCGCAGGUUUGCAAAGGAGUACAGUUCAUCCCCUGGUCGUGGUUAUGGUGCUGGCGUGAUCCAGGUGCUGAAGAAGCUGUCCUCCCCCCAGCUCAGUGACGUGUACCAGCCAGCCAGGGACCAGUUUAAUGGUCGGGGCUCCUUUGGGAAUGGGGGGGCCAUGAGGGCGGCUCCCUUCGCUCUGGCUUUCCCUGACGUAGCUGAUGUGAAAAGGUUUGCCCGUCUGGGUGCCAUGCUUACCCACUCCUGCUCUUUGGGUUAUAAUGGAGCAGUGCUGCAGGCGUUAGCUGUGCACCUCUCCCUGCAGGGGGCGCUAGACUUACCCCAGCAGUUCAUCAGCAGGCUAAUCACAGAGAUGGAGGAAGUGGAGGGCGAUGAGGCGGCACGCAAAGAUGCCAGAAUUCUGAAGGAAGCAGAGAAGCCAUUCUGUGAGCGCCUCCACAGAGUCAGAGACCUGAUGGACAGGAGCAAGGUCAGCAUAGAGGAGGUCAUCUCUGAACUGGGUAAUGGCAUUGCGGCGCUCCACUCAGUCCCCACUGCCAUCUUCUGUGUCCUCCACUGCCUGCAGCCACGGGAAUGCCUUCCAGAGAACUACGGUGGCCUGGAGAGGACAAUCGCGUACAGCCUGGCCCUGGGAGGAGACACGGACACCAUAGCCUGCAUGGCUGGGGCCAUCGCCGGGGCCCACUACGGUAUCAAGGCCAUUCCACAGUCCUGGAUAAAGUGCUGUGAGGGGGCGGAGGACGCGGACAUGAAUGCAGAGCGGCUUCACAUGCUGUACCACCAGUCGUCAAAGGGGAGUGGGAGUGGGACAGGGGAGCAGAGCUGUGGGGUCACAUCUGAAAACAAGUCAAACACAUCUAAUGGUACAGAGAAGAAAAAUGAUGCAGAGUGAUGCUUCAGAUGGAUUUUGACUAAAGGACUUUCACACACAGACACAUGUUAAACAUACACAAGAGACACUUUGACAUUUUCUGUUUCAGAUUUUUUUGGUUUGAAAAACCUCUUUUUGUCCAGCAGGUAUUGAGAGCUGCAAGCUUACCGGUAUGUGGAAAAACUAACAUCUCCCAAGAAACAGAACAUUAAAUCAGAACAAAGAAAACUGUAAAAAGUUGCAUCCUUAUUUUGAAAAUGUGACACUUCUGGGUUACAAACUGAACAAGCUACUUUGAAUCCCGGUCAUAUAGAAAUAUGGUCUGCAUAUGCAUACACAGCGUAUUAUACACAACCACCGUUCCCCCUCUCUCCUGUUUUGUGUUGAACAAUCUUUUGUCAUGUGACAGUUGCACUAUGAACUGGCCAUGUUUUGUUUUAUCCCUUUGGUGGACAAUAAUUUAAUAAACUUUUUUUAAAUUCA
Molecule: messenger RNA, 1816 nt
Organism: Toxotes jaculatrix (banded archerfish)
Lineage: Eukaryota; Metazoa; Chordata; Actinopteri; Toxotidae
Gene: adprs
Product: ADP-ribosylserine hydrolase
Exons: 7
Coding region: 182-1354 (390 amino acids)
Cellular component (GO): mitochondrion; nucleus
Source: RefSeq, a predicted model, not a curated record